Molecule: messenger RNA, 1858 nt
Organism: Salvia splendens (bonfire salvia)
Lineage: Eukaryota; Viridiplantae; Streptophyta; Magnoliopsida; Lamiales; Lamiaceae
Exons: 14
Coding region: 178-1560 (460 amino acids)
Source: RefSeq, a predicted model, not a curated record
UUCGUCUGAAAAUCCAAAUACGUCCUCAGCGAUUUACGUUGUUGUCUGAAAGAUUGGUUUCCUAUUCCUCCCACUCAGCUUUCAACAUCUUCUUCUCUGAAUCGGUCGUUUCUUAACAAUGGAUAGAUUGCAUACAAACAUUGACUAAGUGUAAUUGUGUGCAUAUUUGGUGAAACGAUGAGCUGGAGAAGAGUUUUCAAGUCUUUUCAAGUGGUGGUGGCGCAUGGGUUACUUUUCUCCUUCUCUGUUAUUCUCUCUCUCAAGCUCGAUCAUGCUGUUAACUACUCUUGGUGGUUGGUUUUCUCUCCUGUCUGGUUAUUUCAUGCAGUCGUGGCAAGAGGCAGAUUCUCGCUACCUGCCCCAUCUAUGCCUCACGGUCGCAAUUGGGCGCCUUUUCAUGCCGUUGCGGCGGCUCCGUUGCUUAUUGCUUUCGAACUUCUCAUCUGUGUACAUCUUGAGGAAAGAUAUGCUGUAAAUUUGAAGAUUGUGUUUCUGCCUCUGCUAGCUCUAGAGGUUGCAAUUUUGGUUGAUAACAUUAGGAUGUGUAGGGCCCUUAUGCCUGGAGAUGACGAUAAUAUAAGUGAUGAAGCUAUAUGGGAGACUCUCCCACACUUUUGGGUUUCCAUCUCAAUGGUCUUCUUCAUUGCUGCGACAACAUUUACGCUUCUGAAACUAUGUGGCGAUGUUGAUGCUCUUGGUUGGUGGGAUCUGUUCAUAAAUUACGGGGUUGCAGAGUGCUUUGCAUUCCUUAUUUGCACCAAGUGGUAUAAUCCUGCAAUUCAUAGACGUUCACAUCUUACAGCUGCAGCAUCAUCUUCGUCAAGUAUCAGGUCUUAUACCUGGAGUAAUGGUGUCUUGGUACCCCCCGACGAAGAAAAUCAAGAAAAUACAAUGUGCAACAUGCAAGACAUUGGUGGACAUAUCAUGAAAAUUCCCUUGAUUGGUUUCCAAGUUAUACUCUUCAUGUACUUGGAGGGAACUCCUCCUGGUGUUAGAAAUAUCCCGAUUCUGCUUUUGUUUUCUCCUCUUCUUUUGCUGCAAGGAGCUGGAUUUUUCUUCGCCAUGUAUAGAUUCUUUGAGAAAAUCUCCCCCUUUCUUAAUGAUGAAGCUACAACGGGAAGCAGCUUUAGAUUACCAGCUAGUGCUUAUGACUAUAUGGGGUUUCUGCAUCGUGGAUCAAGAUUACUGGGAUGGUGGUCGAUUGAUGAAGGAAGCCGUGAAGAGCAAGCUCGGUUGUAUUCUUCAUGGGAUUCAGGGUACAAUACGUUCUCACCUGAUACUGUCAAGAAAAUGCCCAAGUCUGAGCUUGCUAAGGAGAUAUGGAGGCUUCAGUCAGCACUCGUUUCACAAACAGAAAUCACAAAUAUUAGCCAGGAGGAGUUUGAAAGACUUUUAAAUGAAAAAAUCCUGUGUCGAGUUUGCUUUGAUGAUCAAAUAAACGUAGUCCUGCUACCUUGCAGGCAUUACGUUCUUUGCAGCUCCUGCUGCGAGAAGUGCAAGAGAUGCCCUAUCUGCCGCGUGUACAUUGAAGAGCGGCUACAUGUAUAUGACGAUGUAUAGCUACUUACACCACAUGAAAGCCAGGUAAAGUCUAAUGUCAUGUGAAAUCACAUUUGUUCGAAGGUGACUGCAAUUUUAUCAAGUCAUUUCGCCAUCACAAAAAAACAAAACUGCACAAAUUGUUGAUUCUGUGUAUAGCUUUACAUAACUUAGAAUGAUUUGUUUGUGUUCAAAGUGAUGAUUUCUUUUUCUUGUAUUUAACAUCUUCGUUUCUGAGUUAUGAGCAUGAGAUGUAUUGUAUUUGUAAGAAGUUAAGCUUAGGAACAAGUUGAAUGAGAGGGAUCUUUUUGAAGCCGAA